This is a messenger RNA of Miscanthus lutarioriparius, 1713 nucleotides long. NCBI's taxonomy places the organism in Eukaryota, Viridiplantae, Streptophyta, Magnoliopsida, Poales, Poaceae. The record is from the annotation of a GenBank genome assembly.
AUGGCGCUCACCCGCGGGCGCGCGCGCACUGCCCCCGCCGCCCCCAGCGCCUGCUUCCUCCUGCUCCUCGUGCUCCUCCUGACCUCCUCCUCACUCCUCGCCCCCACCAGCCAAGGGUCCGAGGGCCGGUCAAUUCUCCUCGGUGCCGCUUCGUCCUCCUCCGGGAACGGACGGGGGAACAGCUGCGAGGAGCUGCCGUCCAUCAGCGGCGGGGAGGCCCGGUGCGCGUACCUCCGCGCGCACUCGCCCUGCUCCCCCGCGGGGUACGUCGACUACCUCCGCCUCUUCUACUGCGCCUUCGCCGGCGCGCCGGCGGCGGCGUGCGCCGCGCUCGCGCUGUGGCUGGUGGUGUUCUUCUACCUCCUGGGCGACACCGCGUCCGAGUACUUCUGCGCGUCGCUGGAGGGCCUCUCGGCGGCGCUGCGCCUGCCGCCCGCCGUCGCGGGCGUCACGCUGCUGUCGCUCGGGAACGGCGCGCCCGACGUGUUCGCCAGCGUCGUGUCCUUCGCGUCGGGCGACGGCGGCGGCGUCGGGCUCAGCAGCGCGCUUGGCGGGGCGCUCUUCGUCUCCACCGUCGUCGCGGGCGUCGUCGCGCUCGCCGUGGGCGGCGCGCGCGGCGGGGUCGUCGUCGAGUGGCGCGGCUUCGUGCGCGACCUCUGCUUCCUCCUCCUCGCGCUCUGCUACCUGCUGGCGGUGCUCGUCAACGGGGAGAUCACCGUCUGGGUGGCCGUGUCGUUCGUCUCGCUCUACGUCGGCUACGUCGUCCUCGUGUGGACCUCCCACUGCUGCGCCGAGAAGGGCAAGCCGGACGCCGCAAGCCUCUCCGCGCCGCUCCUCCUCGAUGACGACGACGACGUCGUCCCGUCGCUGCCGUCCCACUCCAAGACGACGGAGGCGCCCGGCACGGCCACGUCGAGGGUUAGAGCGAUGCUGCAUUGGCUCGCGGGCGCGCUCUGCAUGCCGCUGUACCUCCCGCGCCGCCUCACCAUCCCGGACAUCGCCGGGCACCGCUGGUCCCGGCCCUACGCCGUCGCCUCCGCCGCGCUGGCGCCGGUCCUCCUCGCCUUCACCUGGACCUCCUCGCAGCGCCACAACCCGAUGUCGUCGCACAGCGUCGCGGUGCUCGUGGGCGGCGCGCUCCUGGGCCUCCUGCUCGCGUUGCUCGCCGCGGCCACCACGGAUGCCAACUCCCCCCCGCGCGGCCGGAGGCGCCGCGUGCCGUGGCUCGCGGCGGGGUUCGUGAUGAGCGUGCUGUGGGCGUACACCCUGGCGCGCGAGCUGGUGGCGCUGCUGGUGUCCAUCGGGUACGUGGUCGGGAUCAAGCCAAGCGUGCUGGGCGUGACGGUGCUGGCGUGGGGCGACUCCCUGGGCGACCUGGUGUCGAACGUGGCGAUGGCGGUGCACGGCGGCGCCGGCGGCGCGCAGACGGCGGUGUCCGGCUGCUACGCGGGUCCGCUGUUCAACACGGUGGUGGGGCUGGGCCUGUCGCUGGCGCUGGCGGCGGGCGCGCAGCACCCGGCGCCGUUCGUGGUGCCCGCGGACGCGGCGGCGUACGAGGCUGUGGGGUUCCUGGUCGCGGCGCUGGCGUGGGCGCUGUUCGUGGUGCCCGUCCGCGGGAUGCGGAUCGACCGCGUCUACGGGGUCGGGCUCAUCGCCAUCUACCUCUGCUUCUUCGCCGUGCGCGUCUGCGAGACGCUCGGGCACUGGAGCUAG